AAGCUCUUCUUCUCAUUCCCUGGUCCUUUCUUUAUAUCUGUUUGUUCUCCAGGCAGUCAACUCUCCUCCCAAUGCACCGUCUUCCCAAGGCUGCUGCUGUGUUGCUUGCGUCUACGCUUGCAUCAGCAGCAGCGUUUACCAUACCUGAUGGGGCCGCUUUCAUUAGAGAUGGCGAGGCUCUUGAACCUGCCACUGAUCGCUCCAUCGCUCUCAUUACUGUCGAGGUUCCAAGGUCACCUGACGGCCGCCCGAGCCAGUCUUUGCCCUUCCGUCUAGAUAUCUUUCAAUCCGAGGAGGCAUGCGGUUACGCAAACGUCACCCUUGAUGGCCAGGCACUACCCGGAGACUUCACGGCCGAUCAGGACCAUGUAGCGACCGGAAGUGGUUCUAUCACGACCAAUGAGCAGGCGGUCAUUGAUGCAACAUGGUCUUUCCACUGUGUCAAGGUCAAUGGCCAGCCACAGAUGCAGUUCCUGAAGUUUGACAUUGGUUCCUUGAAUGGGACGCCAGUAGAGGAUAUCGCCUUCUCGGUUUUGUUCCGACAGACGGGCUCCCCCGAAGUUGUCAAUGUCAAUACCGACCCGUCCGUUCCGGAUGAGCUCGCCGCCAACCCCAACCCCUGGGUGCUCGUCGCAGACGAUGACGAUGUUCAUGUCCCUCAGUACAGCAUCGACGACUUGGAUGAGCUGCGACAGCAGCUCAGGGAGCUCGAGUAUCUCAUCGCUCAGAAGGAGCAAGCGAUCGCUAAUCAUGCUCACGAGCGCUUCGAAGAGGAUAUAAAGAAGUGCCACGGUUUGAAGUGCAUUGCAAUAGCCGCGGGUCAAACGGUUCACCAUGCAGCUCACAAGACCUAUGAGAAGAUCCGUGGCCAUGAUGAGAAGGCGUGGGAUCCGUUCCACAAGCAUGAUAACCACGGAAAGAAUGAAGCGUGGGAUCCGCUUCAUUGGAAAAAGCCCCAUCACCCCCUCCCAAUCUGCCGAUUCCCACACCACGAGCCAUCCCAUCCCUCGAAACAUAGACCUCCCCAUCCACCACAUGGAGAAAUCCUAUCAUCACCUCCCCCUCCCAGUUCCAACGUCAACGACACCCGCCGACGCACCCUCCUCCUCCACCUCGCCCCCCUCCUCAUCCUCCUCUUCGUCUUCCUCCUCACCAUCCACCUCCGCGCUCACCGCCGUACCAAAUCCCCAUCCUCCCGUCAUCAAGAGCGCCGUCUUCGCCGCACCCUAAGGCGUCUACCCGCCCUCCUCUCCCGCUUCUUCCCCUCAUCUCCGAACGACGAGAAACAACAACAACAACAACAACAACAACAACUCGCCACAGCUGAAGAAGGCCAUCAUCUGCACAACGAGAUCACAGAGCUCCGCAACGCUGCCAACCUCGUUGGAUCCCUGGUCAGCGCCCCCGUGCAGUUACCCGCGUAUGAGGAUAAGGAUGGGUUUUAGUCGGAGUUGGAGCUGGGUGGGAGGGGAGGUGAGUGAGGAGGGGAAGAAGAUAGGUAGUCCAUACAUAGAUAGAUAGAUAUGUCUUUUUUCUUCCUUCCUCUCUCUUUCUUUCCAUAGUUCUAUCAACAAAUCGCGAAUAUGCCCUAAGGACGGAGUAAUAACAUACCAUAACAUAAUGUUAAUCACCAUACCAUACC
Molecule: messenger RNA, 1642 nt
Organism: Amorphotheca resinae ATCC 22711
Lineage: Eukaryota; Fungi; Ascomycota; Leotiomycetes; Helotiales; Amorphothecaceae
Exons: 2
Coding region: 72-1445 (457 amino acids)
Source: RefSeq, a predicted model, not a curated record